UUCCCUUCCGAGUGGCCCCAAUUGAUUACAGUACAGUUGCAACUCACGCCGUCGUCAGCGCCUGGGUCUGUCUGCGCCUGGCGAUGGCUUGUUCGACUUGGCUCCACCUCCACUACUCGCCGUUCUCUCUCCUCCCAGUCAUCUGUCGCUGCAAAUUUCUUCUUCCCUCUAAUCCCCGCCGCUGCCGGCGGCCCAUCCCAACCGGCAGGUUCAUCUCCACUCAAAACCAGUUCAAAUAUCUUCCAUUGGAAGUCCAGGCUCAGGCUAAACGAGGCCUCUCAUUCAAAGAAGACCAAGCAGCCUUACCUGCUGAUUUGAAUUUCGAGGCACCUCUCAAAAUUGUGGAAUACCCGGACCCUAUACUCAGAGCCAAGAAUAAGCGGAUUGAUACAUUUGACGAUAAUUUGAAGAAAUUAGUUGAUGAGAUGUUCGAUGUCAUGUACAAGACUGAUGGUAUUGGGCUCUCAGCACCCCAAGUUGGAAUUAAUGUUCAGCUUAUGGUGUUUAAUCCUGUUGGAGAACGUGGUGAAGGACAGGAGAUUGUUCUUGUAAAUCCUAGAGUCAGCAAAUACUCCAAAAAGAUGGUGCUCUUCAAUGAAGGAUGCUUAUCCUUUCCGGGGAUCUAUGCAGACGUGGAAAGACCAGAAUCUGUAAAGAUUGAUGCAAGGGAUAUUACUGGUGCCAGAUUUGUUGUCAAUUUGGCAGGCCUUCCUGCACGUGUAUUUCAGCAUGAAUUUGAUCAUUUGCAGGGAAUUCUUUUCUUUGAUAGAAUGACUGAAGAAGUUCUUGAUGGUAUUCAGGCAGAGCUUCAGGCCUUGGAAAAGAAAUAUGAAGAUAAGACGGGAAAUCCAAGCCCAGAAAAGAUAGCUACCAGACAAAGAAGGAAGGUGGCUGCUGGUUUUGGAAAAUCAUGAACUUUAGGUAUAGGGUUCUGGGAGUGCAUCAGGAUUCUGCUGAACUGAAACGUGGGUUGGAAACAAUUAUGCACUGUUGUUGGUUCAAUAGACGAUUGAUUAAAUGGUUCUUGACAUAUCAGGGAUAGCAAUAAAUUUAGUAUGCACCAUAUGUUUAUAAUGGGAAUCAAAUAUGUAAAGCAAUGAAUUUCUGGAAGAAUUUUUGCCAAUAGCGUUCUGAUAUUGUGUCCCUGGCUUGAGCAUUGAGCCACAUUGGUUAUUGUAAGAGAUCUUUUUAUUCAGUCAUAUGAGUUUUCUGUCUGUGAGAAACAUAAGGCAUAUUUUAAUCGAACAUUUAGAUAUUCUUGUUAUA
Messenger RNA from Diospyros lotus (date-plum), 1266 nucleotides. RefSeq names its product peptide deformylase 1B, chloroplastic/mitochondrial. Gene Ontology annotation, biological process: peptidyl-methionine modification. Gene Ontology annotation, molecular function: peptide deformylase activity. Gene Ontology annotation, cellular component: mitochondrion; chloroplast. The coding region runs from base 84 to 914 and encodes 276 amino acids. The transcript has 7 exons. The record is from RefSeq and is a predicted model, not a curated record. NCBI's taxonomy places the organism in Eukaryota, Viridiplantae, Streptophyta, Magnoliopsida, Ericales, Ebenaceae.